Pangasianodon hypophthalmus (striped catfish) is the source of this 1056-nucleotide messenger RNA. RefSeq names its product SLAM family member 8. The record is from RefSeq and is a predicted model, not a curated record. The transcript has 5 exons. NCBI's taxonomy places the organism in Eukaryota, Metazoa, Chordata, Actinopteri, Siluriformes, Pangasiidae. Bases 66 to 887 code for a protein of 273 amino acids.
GCCUCGUGAUCCUGUGGUUAUAGAGCACUUUGAAGCAGUUUGUCUAUGUCUGUUUAUUCUAAGUGAUGCUUCAAAGUGUGGCCAUUCAAUUAAUCUGUAUGGUGGUGUGUUUCCAUCAAGCAGUCAGAGGUGAGGAUGUGAGGAACGUUAUUGGUUAUAUCGGGGAGUCAAUUGUCCUGAGGUCAGAAGUUGAUCCAUCAUGGAAGCUUAGAAUUAUUCGGUGGUCUAUCUAUAAGAACAUUACUCUCAUUGCAACCUUUGUCAACAAUGAGAUUAGAGUCAAUAGGUGGCCACAAUUCAAGGGCCGACUUGAGCUCAACACAAGUUUAGGAGAUUUGACAAUUAAAAACAUAAUGGCUAGAGACUCUAUGGACUACAGAGUGUAUCUCAAAGGACAAGGAAAUACAGAAGAGAAAACCAGCCUUGUCCAGCUUUAUGUUCGAGAACAAUUCCCAGAGCCCAACAUAACUCUGCUGCACAGUUUUCUGGAUGGAGAGAAAUGUGUAAUCUCACUUAAGUGCUCAUCACUGGGCAGUAACAUUUCUCUCAUGUGGAAACCUGAGCAUGGGUUCAGUGAGCGCUUCUGGAGUGACAGUCCUAAUGUCACCAGAGAGUCAGUGAUGUGGACAUCCUUCAGGAACAGAGAUGUAAGCUUCUCCUGCAUUGCUACUGAUCACAAUCGCAAUAUGUCGAGACAACUGAGUGUGAAAUGUCCAGUGUCAGAGUAUUGCAGCUCCUGUUAUGCAUGCUGGAUAAUCCUGGGCAUGUUUUUUUCUUUUGCAAUAUUAUUCAUAUUAUUCAAAGGUCAAAUCAUGUCUCUAUGUUCGAGAUGCCAUGAAUGGCUCAGGAAUUUACUGCCAUCUGUGUUCAGUAGGGGAGAGUUGUAACAACCGUACACAAUAGUAACAUUUUUUGGUUUUAUUUGAUUUUUUUUCUUUAUUGUUCUGAGCUAUAAAUGUUUAAUUUUGUACUCAAUUGUGAUGUCACAGUUGUAAUAUGUGAUUUUUCUAUGUAGAUGAAGAAUUAACUAAAAAUGCAAAAAAAAAAAAAAGUAAA